Molecule: messenger RNA, 1359 nt
Organism: Penicillium canariense
Lineage: Eukaryota; Fungi; Ascomycota; Eurotiomycetes; Eurotiales; Aspergillaceae
Product: uridine kinase family protein
Exons: 8
Coding region: 1-1359 (452 amino acids)
Cellular component (GO): cytoplasm
Molecular function (GO): kinase activity; ATP binding; ATP hydrolysis activity
Source: RefSeq, a predicted model, not a curated record
AUGGAGUCAAUAUCGCCGUUUUACUCGCUUACCCCGGAGGUCAAGUACUCCCCGCCAUGGCAGGACCUGAGCAUCAUCGGUAUUGCUGGGAGCUCCGGCUCCGGGAAGACCUCGGUAGCCAUGGAGAUUGUCAGGUCGCUGAACCUUCCUUGGGUGGUGAUUCUCGUCAUGGACUCGUUCUACAAGACCUUGACUCCAGAGGAGCACCGCAAGGCCCAUGCCAACGAGUAUGACUUCGACUGCCCGGAAUCAAUUGACUUCGAUCUGCUGGUCGAGACUCUCCAGGACCUGAAAAAAGGGAAGAAAGCCCAAAUUCCGAUCUACUCGUUUGCCGAGCACCAGCGGCAACCCCAAACGACCACCUUGUAUUCACCCCGAGUGUUGAUUCUAGAGGGAAUUCUGGCCCUCCACGAUCCUAGAAUUGUGAAUUUACUUGAUGUCAAGAUCUUCGUAGAAGCCGACAUGGACGUCUGUCUCGGGCGCAGAGUCCUUCGAGACGUCCGUGAACGAGGCCGAGAUAUCGAAGGCAUUAUCAAGCAAUGGUUUGCCUUUGUGAAACCAUCUUACACCAGAUUUGUGGAACCUCAACGGCCCAUCUCUGAUAUCAUCAUUCCUCGUGGUAUUGAGAAUACGACCGCUAUUGAUAUGGUCGUUAAGCAUAUUCAGCGCAAGCUCCAGGACAAAUCGGAGCUGCAUACUGAAGCGCUCCGGAAUCUUGGGCUUAUUGCUGCCAAGGUUGAGCUACCGGCCAAUGUGCAUGUCAUGCCCCCAACACCGCAGUUUGUAGGGAUGAACACCAUUCUGCAAGAUCCAGAGAUGGAGCAUGUUGACUUUGUCUUUUACUUUGACCGACUUGCCUCGAUCCUUAUCGAAAAGGCCCUUGACAUGACGGCAUAUGUCCAGACCACAGUGGAGACGCCACAAGGAAACAAGUACAUGGGGCUGAACCCUAAGGGCGAUGUCUCAGCAGUUGCCAUUUUGCGUGGAGGGUCUUGCCUGGAGACGGCUUUGAAGCGAACCAUUCCCGAUUGCAUUACCGGCCGUGUCCUGAUCCAGACCGACGAAAGCAGCUCCGAGCCAGAACUACACUAUUUGAAGCUUCCUCCCCAGCUCGAGGAGCAUUCCAUGGUCAUGCUCUUGGAUCCACAGAUGUCAAGUGGAGGAGCUGCUCUGAUGGCCGUGCGUGUUUUGAUUGACCACGGUGUGCAAGAAGAGAAGAUCGUUUUCGUGACAUGUGCCGCUGGCGAGCUUGGAAUUAAGCGCCUGGUUGCCGUCUACCCCAAGAUCAACGUUGUUGUCGGUCGGAUCGAGGCAGACGGGGAGCCACGGUGGAUGGAGAAACGCUACUUUGGAUGUUAG